Sinocyclocheilus anshuiensis is the source of this 1323-nucleotide messenger RNA. RefSeq names its product THUMP domain-containing protein 1-like. Gene Ontology annotation, molecular function: RNA binding. The coding region runs from base 183 to 1106 and encodes 307 amino acids. NCBI's taxonomy places the organism in Eukaryota, Metazoa, Chordata, Actinopteri, Cypriniformes, Cyprinidae. Gene Ontology annotation, biological process: tRNA modification. The record is from RefSeq and is a predicted model, not a curated record. The transcript is spliced from 4 exons.
ACCGUCAAACGCGUUUCGUAAUCACAUGUCCCACACGGGGCCCUGUAUGACGCGCGCUGCGGAGAGCUUGAAGCGCGACAGACACAAACACACGCGUGCCAGCAGCGCGUUGAUAACGCGGAGUUUCUGCAUCUCUGCAUUCAGCAGCAGCAGCAGCAGAGAGUGCGUGAUAAAGAGCAGUCAUGUCCGAGACGCUCAAGAGGAGCAGGAAGCGUUUCGGAGGACACGCGCACAAGAAACACAGGGGCGCGCGCGAGCUGCAGGUGGGCGCGCAGGGGGUACUCAUCACCUGCAACAUGAACGAGCGCAAGUGCACGAGCGAAGCCUUCAGCCUGCUCAACGAGUACGCGGACGCGCUCUACGGCCCCGAGCAGGACAGUCUCAGUGAGGAUGAGGAGGAUGAUGAAGACGCCGAAGCUGCUCUGAAGAAGGAAGUGUCUCAGAUACAGUCAUCUAUGAAGACGCAUCAGCAGAGGUUCAGUGCGGUGGACAGCGGAGCUCAUAACGUGGUGUUCAUUCGCACUCAUGGAGUCGACCCAGAGCAGCUGGUCCAUCACAUUCUGUCAGACCUCUAUCAGACGAAGAAGAGGAAGUCCCGUGUGAUCCUGCGCAUGCUGCCGGUCAGUGGCACGUGUAAAGCGUUUCCCGAGGACAUGGAGAAGUUUCUGAGUGUAUUUCUGGAGCGCUGGUUCAGAGCGCCGCUCCGUGCCACCUACCAGAUCUGCUUCAAAGCCCGAAACAGCAGCCACAGCAAGAGAGAGGAGGUCAUCAAAGCCGUGGCUGGUCUGGUGGGGAAGCUGAACCCGCUGAAUAAGGUAGAUCUGACCAACCCUGAGCUCUCCAUCAUCAUCGAGAUCAUCAAGACGGUCUGCUGCGUCAGCGUCCUCAAGGACUACACGCUCUACCGCAAGUACAACCUGCAGGAAGUAGCCAAGGAGCCAGCCAAUCAGAACACUGGCCCGCAGGAAGCAGCCAAUCAGAGCACAGGCCCGCAGGAAGCAGCCAAUCAGACGCAGGAACACGGGGAUGGAGAGAAAGCUGAUGGGAGUGCAGAGAGCCACAAUAUCUCCGCCGGCAAUGGGACGAAGGAGGCGGAGCUUGAGUGAAUGUUUGUCAUGUGACUGUGGCUGUUUUUAAAAUAAUUUUUGCACAGUUUGUGUGUUUUGUUUUUUAAGCAGUGAAUUUGACUGUCCUGUGUUUUUACUUCUGUUUGUUGGGUGACAUUAACAGUUUCUGUUCGUUGUACGGGACUCUUGUCAUUUUGGAGACAUUUUUCUCUGAAAAUAAGACAGAGGUGUGGAAAUCAAAUAAAACAACUGAAAU